Messenger RNA from Vicia faba (fava bean), 2103 nucleotides. Lineage: Eukaryota; Viridiplantae; Streptophyta; Magnoliopsida; Fabales; Fabaceae. The record is from the annotation of a GenBank genome assembly.
AUGGCCGAAGAAUCUAAACCAGUCUGUGAAGAUGCAAUUCCGCCACAAAAAAUCGGAAACAAGAGGGAGUAUGAAGAUGAUGAUCAGAAGGAAGUUAUUGCAAAGAAGACGAAGACAUGCGAGAAACUUAAAGCUAAAAUCGAAUCUGAUACCAGUGGCGGAUCUUUGGAAUCAUUCGAUGAUGGUGUCUCAGAUCCUAACUCGAACAAAAGCCCUGACGAAGACAAUCCCGAAGAUUUGGAGAGUCUUGAAGGCAAUGAGGAAGAAGUAGAGGGAAAAGUCUCUAAAACACCUCAGGAGAGGCAUGGAUCUCCCAUAACUCUAAACGAAAAGUAUGUUGCACAAAAGACAAUAUGUGUUAGAAACCUGUCAUAUAGUGUGGAACGGGCUGAUAUGGAAGAUAUUUUCAAAGAUUGUGGUGAAGUUGUUGAUGUCGAAUUCAAAACAGAUUCUGAAGGAAGGUUUAGAGGCUUUGGGUUUGUCAAAUUUGGAACAGUAGAAGCAGCAGAAAAAGCCCUCAAUUUGCAUAAUACAGAAUUAUUAAAUCGCCGUAUCAAAGUUGAGAUAGCUCGGGAAAAGAGAGAAUAUCCCCCCUAUAGAAGCUUGAGCAGUUCAUUUCAUACGGGUGGCAAUCUUCACUCUCACACUUCAAAGGGUUUUGACGCAUCUCUUCUAGAAAACAAGGCUAAAAGCCCAUCUACACCAAAGGAAACAAAGGGUACAUCAAAGACAGUAUAUGUCGGAAACUUGUCAUACACCGUAGAACGAGCUGAUGUGGAAAAACUUUUCAAAGAUUAUGGGGAAAUUGUUGAUGUACGUCUCUAUACAGACCGCGAAGGGAAGUUUAAAGGCCACGGACAUGUACAGUUUGCAACAGAAGAAGCAGCACAAAAGGCUCUUGCUUUGAAGAAUAAAGUAUUUUUUAAACGUUCAAUGAUUGUUGAUUUAGCUUUCGAAAGGCCUAAAUAUUCCCCCAAUGGAAGCUCGGCCUGGAGCAACUCAUUCCAUAAGGAUGAAAGAUUUCAGUCUCAAACUGUACCUGUGAAGUGUUUAGAUACAUCUCUUGCGGAAGGCAAGUUGAGUUGUGCAAAGGAGGUUAAGGAUGUAGAGAUGUUUGAUGCUAUCUCUGCUGAGAAUAAGCCUGAAAUCCCAGCUACCCGAAUAGAGAAAAGUGCUGCAUCAAAAAGAGUAUGUGUUAGAAACUUGUCAUUCGCUGUGGAACGGGCUGAAAUUGAAAAUAUUUUCAAAGAUUGUGGAGUAGUUGUUGAUGUCCGCCUCCAUGUGGAUGUCGAGUUUGCAACUGCAGAGACAGCUGAAAAGGCUCUUGAGUUGGAUUACACAAGAUUGACGAACAAUCCCGUCAAAGUUGGUAUAGCUCCAGGAGAGGGUGAACACUUCUCAAAUAGAAGCAGCUUGAGCAUCCAAUUCCAGCAGUGCGAGCCUCUAACUGUAUAUGUGGUUGGAUUUAAUACAUUCCUUGCCGAAGAGAAGAUAAAAGCUAGCCUGCACAAUCAUUUCAAAUCUUGUGGCGAGAUUGCAAGGAUCUCAUUACCAAAAAAUCGUGAUUCUGGUAUUAUUAAGGGGCAUGCUUAUUUGAAUUUCAAGGAUCUUGAUGGCUAUAAGAAAGCACUGCAACUUGAUCAAACUGCGAUAGGAGAUCAUUGGGUGUCAGUUGAAAAAGCAAAGCCAAUGCAUAGACGUGAUAAUCAGGAUAUAUGUGGUGGCAGAGGUAACUAUGGACUAAAUCAUAGACAUGAUAAUCAUGAUGUAGGUGGUAGCUAUCUAGCCGGUGGAAGGGAUGGACCAAGUUAUUUAUGUCAUAAUCAAGGCAGAGGUGGCUAUCACGUCGGUGGAUGGGAUGAAGCAAAUUAUAGACGUGAUAAUCAAGGUAUGGGUGGUGGCAGUGGCAGCUAUCACGUCGGUAGAAGGGGUGAAGGAGACUAUGGUGGUGGCAGAGAGGUAGCUAUCAUGUCGGUGGAAGGGUUGGUGGAGACUAUGGUAGUAGAGCAGGUUGGGGGAGAAGUCAUGGUGCUGAGAGGCACUGGUGAAGGCAUAGGGAGAAAUACAGCUUUUGCUGAAGAUGACUAUUGCACAAGUUGCUGA